CUCGCUGUACACACACACCGACGCCUCUCCAACAUCGUGCAGCCCGCUGCGAAGAUGGUUGGCGGCGUGUGUGUUCGCAGGUUGGCUCGCCGUUCUCGGUCCGCCCUUAUCGCAGCCCUCACGGUACUCCUGGUGCAGACGCUGAUUGUGUGGAACUUCAGUAGCCUUGACUCGGGCGAAGACAGACGGGGAGACGGAGGCUCCAACGUGCGGGAGAAGAGGGACCGGGUGGCGGACAACAAAGCCGCUGGCAUUGACUAUUUCCAGCAUGGGGGGCAGCGGCAGAGGCGGCAGCAUCUUCCGCCGCCUGGAAGAGGAAGCUCUCGUCACAUGCAGCAGCCGGAUGGUUACUAUUCCCACCGGCCGAAGGAGAAAAGUAGAGUGGACAGCAACAACGAGAACUCUGUCCCAAAAGACUUUGAGAACAUAGACAAUAGUAACUUCGGCGCACGCUCGCAGCCGCAUCGGCAAACCGUCGGGGCCACCAGCAGGAGGCAGCAGCGAGAGCAUUUGCAGGGGAAGGCUGAUGACCAGCAGCACGUCUGGCGUGACAACUCCCCCAACCUGGGCCGCAGCUCCAAUGAAGUUGUACCUUUAAUCCACCAGCCGCUGAUGCUCACCAACAGCUCAGGCCCGGGUGGACAGGGCGCUGCAGCUGGCGGGAUGCAGCAUCAUGCCGCACAGCAAGCCCAGUCCCAGCAUAUACAUCACCACCCCCACAGGAAGCAGGUGACUGCAGCGCCGCUGGAAGUCACCUACGAUCAACCAUCCAAGUGCGAGAUCAGUGGGAAGGAAGCCAUCUCAGCUCUGUCCAGGACCAAGAGCAAGGAGUGCAGGCAACAGAUUGCAGAAGUGUACUGCAGACACAAGGAGGGCCGGUUAAUGCCCGACAAGGUCACUCGCUACUGCCCACUAGAGGGAAAAGCCAAUGCCAACAUCCAGUGGGAUGAGGACUCUGCUGAGACCUUCCCAUCAAAUCCAGUGAGGAUAGUGUUUGUCCUGGUGGUGCAUGGACGUGCCUCUCGUCAGUUUCAACGUCUCCUCAAAACCAUCUACCACACAUCCCACUACUACUACAUACACGUGGAUCAGCGGUCCAACUACCUUCAUCGGCAGGUAAAGUCCUUGGCCGCUCAGUAUCCCAACGUGAGGGUGACACCAUGGCGCAUGGCCACCAUCUGGGGGGGUGCCAGUCUCCUGACCAUGUAUCUACGAAGUAUGGCCGACCUGUUGGCCAUGAGGGACUGGAGCUGGGAUUUCUUCAUCAACCUCAGUGCUGCGGACUACCCCAUUAGGACUAACAACCAGUUGGUGGCCUUCUUGUCCAAGUACAGAGACAAGAACUUCAUCAAGUCCCACGGCAGGGACAACGCCAGGUUUAUCCGUAAACAAGGCCUGGAUCGUCUCUUCUAUGAGUGUGACACCCAUAUGUGGAGGCUGGGUGAUCGCAAAAUCCCAGAGGGAAUCUCUGUGGACGGAGGCUCCGACUGGUUCCUUCUGAAUCGCAUGUUUGUGGAAUAUGCCAUCAACUCCAAGGACGAUCUGGUCACCAACAUGAAACGCUUCUACGCCUACACUCUGCUGCCUGCCGAGUCGUUUUUUCACACAGUGCUGGAGAACAGCGCCCACUGUGAAAGCAUGGUAGAUAACAACCUGCGCAUCACCAACUGGAAUCGUAAACUGGGUUGUAAAUGCCAGUACAAGCACAUCGUUGACUGGUGUGGGUGUUCUCCCAAUGACUUCAAGCCUGUGGACUUCCACCGCUUCCAGCAAACAGUGCGUCCCACCUUCUUUGCCAGGAAGUUUGAAGCCAGUGUGAACCAGGAGAUAGUCAACCAUCUGGACGCCUACCUGUUUGGACCCUUUCCACCGGGAACACCAGGCCUAAACUCUUACUGGGAAAAUGUGUAUGACGAGCCAGAUGGUGUGGCCAGUCUGUCGGACACACAGCUCACGUACUACCAUUCCUUCUCAAGAUUGGGUUUGGCCCGCGCUGCUGCCUCACUACAAGGCAACCCGAUGGAUCACAGCUGCAGGUAUUUCCCCAUGGGCCACCCUGUGUCUGUGCAUCUCUACUUCCAGUCAGACCAGUUCCAGGGCUACCUUGUCAGGCACCACGCUACCAAUCUAGCUACCAGCAAGCUGGAGACCAUGGAAACAUGGGUGGCACCCAAGAAGAACUUCAAGUCGACCACUCCUCCCAAAAGCACAUUCAGCAGGUUGCAGUUUGCAGAGAUCGGCACAGAGUGGGACGCCAAAGAACGGAUGUUCCGAAAUUUUGGCGGCCUGAUGGGCCCCAUGGAUGAGACGGUGGGCAUGCAGAAGUGGUCGAAAGGGCCUAACGUUACGGUCACAGUUGUGUGGAUUGACCCCACCAACGUCAUCGCGGCCACCUAUGACAUUCUCAUCGACGCCACCGCAGAGUUCACCCACUACAGACCACCACUCAACCAGCCUCUGCGUCCUGGAGUUUGGAGUGUCCGCAUCCUGCACCACUGGAGCCCUGUGGCCGACAUGCGCUUCCUUAUUACCCCUUUGGCUUAUAAUAAGCACCAGCCUAUACGACAAGAUGACACACUGAAGCUCCACAAUGGUCCAGCGAAGAACAGCUACAUGGAGCAGAGUUUCCACGGCCUCAAUCCCGUGCUGAACAUCCCCAUCAGCCUCGGCUACGUGGAACAGGCCAAGAGGAACGCGGCUCUGACCGGCCCGGAGCUGGAGCGCUGGGUCGACAGCCUCGUGGGCGAACUGUGGGAGGCGGCGGACAUCUGCGCCGUUGGCCCCACGGCCUGCCCCGUCAUGCAAGCCUGCCCCAAAAACCCUUGGAGCUCCUUGAGCCCCGACCCCAAAUCCCAAAUGGGACCGGCGCGUGCUGACGGGCGCAUCAGGUAGCAGCGAGGCCUCCAGCUGGACAGGAGGCCGAAGCGCACAAAAUUCACUGUUGAGUUUCUAAUUUAUUUAUGGGCUUUGUUGCAGUUGCGAGAGGGAGAACAUGUUCUUCUUCUGUCUCAGGAGACGAAGGGAACAUAAAAAGCUGAUCAGUGUUGGGAAGAUCCAGGAUCCUUGUAGGGGACUAAAUGUAUUUAUUUUUCUUCUCAUAAGAGUUUUACUGUGAUCAAAUCCUGCAAUUUUUUGAUCAUUUCUGUUGCUGCUCAAUGAAUUUUUAAGUGGCUAAUGAUGACUUACCGCUCCCAAAAAAAGACGCCUGGUAUCCAAUUUACUGAUGUGCCUCCCGAGGUCUGUGUCGGCGUAAACAGCACCGUCUCUGACAGGAAGGUUUAUUUUGAUACGACUCCCAAGAAGAGGCAAAAUUCCCUGCCUUUCAGAAUUUUCAUAAAGAAACAUCUUAUCUCUCGAAGAAGCCAAUUAUUUUAAAAGACCGAGUAAAUAUGUCACAGCAGCACUUGUUUGACUUGAGUGCCUGAUGAGAGACUCUUGCGGCUGCAUUCACACACGGAGACAAAUUCAAAGACAAAAGCCUUGCGGACUCAAACCAAACCAUCAGAAUUUAACGGAAACAACUGAGGGUUCUUCAUUCGUGAGAAAUUGUAGUAGCAUUUUAGGAUUGAAGAGGUCGUUUUCUUUAAUGCCCGGCUUGUUUUUCUGACCAGCCUGCCUCAAACUUGAAACACACUUAUUCCAAGCUGACCUUAAAAGUUCUCAUCUUUUUCUUUUUGAAACUUUCUUCCACUCAUGCCAGUGACACUUUACCUUGUACAGUAUUUUACAAAAAGUCUCCAAAUUGUGUGACUGAGGGUCCAUGAGUCGCUAUUUAUUUAAGUUUAUAUGAAUACUAAUAUUUUUAGUCAGUGACUAAAUAACUGCGACGCUGCCUUGGCAGCAUGAUAAGUAUUUUUUUUUAAAGAAAGCUGCCUUUAUUUACAAAGGCCAACGCCCCUGAACGUAUACUGUACCUUUUUACGGUCCACACCUGCGUGUCAGUCAGUGUUGUUACGUCUGAAUAGCGCUACCGUAUUUUCCAGACUAUAAGUUGCUCCGGAGUAUAAGUCGCAUCAGUCCAAAAUGCAUUAUGAAGACGAAAAACACAUGCAGGUCCCUCUGGACUAUAAGUCACAUACAAAUUGGCUAAAUUAGCAUAACGAGCCAGCGAGUCCAACAAGCAAGUUACCGGUAAGCAAGUUCACCGAGCUCCAGAUCUCAUUCCACAUCACUAAAUGGCACCUAAGAGCAGCCUCUCGCGGCUGUCGAUGGUAUCGUUCACUUUUUGGCUCAUGUCAGUCAAUUUUAUAUACGCUCUAUGCAGUGGUGUGAAAAAGUGUUUGCCCCCUUCCUGAUUUCUUAUUUUUUUGCACGUUUGUCACUUAAAUGUUUCAGAUCAUCAAACAAAUGUAAUUAUUAGUCAAUGACAACACAACUGAACACAAAAUGCAGUUUGUAAAUGAAACUUUUUAUUAUUAAGUGACAAAAAAAAUCCAAACCUACAUGGCCCUGUGUGGAAAUGCGAUUGCCCCCCCAUUAAAACAUAACUUAAGUGAGAUCAAUUGAGAUCUAUCAGUGUGAAAAAGGUUAUAAAGCCAUUUCUAAAGCUUUGGGACUCCAGCAAACCACAAUGAGAGCCAUUAUCCACAAAUGGCUAAAACAUGGAACAGUGGUGAACCUUCCCAGGAGUGGCUGGCCAACCAAAAUGACCCCAAGAGCGCAGUUACGACUCAUCCAAGAGGUCACAAAAGACCCCACAACAAAUUCAAAGAACUGCAGGCCUCACUUGCCUCAGUUAAGGUUAAGAAAGACACUGGGCAAAAGCGACACUGUGCUCGUCUCAAUUUUGUCAGAAAACAUCUUGAUGAUCUCCCAGACCUUUGGGAAAAUACUCUGCGGUCUGACGAGGCAAAAGUUGAACCUUUUGGUAGUAAAAGCAUUUCGGAACAAGAGCAUCAUCGCAACAGUAAAAUAUGGUGGUGGUAGUGUGAUGGUCUGGGGCUGUUUUGCUGCUUCAGAAGCUGGAAGACUUGCUGUGAUGAAUGGAAGUAUGAAUUCUGCUGAAGGAGAAUGUCCAAACAUCUGUUGGUGACCUCAAGAUGAAACCAACUUGGGUUCUGCAGCAGGACAAUGAUCCAAAACACACCAGCAAGUCCACCUCUGAAUGGCUGAAGACUUUGGAGUGGCCUAGUCCAAGUCCUGACCUGAAUCCUAUUGAGAUGCUGUGGCAUGACCUUAAAAAGGCGCUUCAUGCUGGAAAAGCCUCCAAUGUGGCUGAAUGACAAAAAUUCUGCAAAGAUGAGUGGGACAAAUUCCUCCCCAGCGCUGUAAGAGACUCAUUGCAAGUUAUCACAAACGCUUGAUUGCAGUUGUUGCUGCUAAGGGGGGCCCAACCAGUUCUUAGGUUUUGGGGGGCAAUCACUUUUUCACACAGGGCCAUGUAGCUUUGGAUUGUUUUUUCUCCUUUAAUAAUAAAAAGUUUCAUUUAAAAACUGCAUAUUUAAAUAAAACUGCUAAUAUUUAAAUUAGUUUGAUGAUCUGAAACAUUUAAGUGUAACAAACAUGCAAAAAAAGAAGAAACCAGGAAGGGGGCAACACUUUUUCACACCACCGUAUUUAUCGAUAUAUGUCACACUGUACUGCACACACGAUGAACAAAAGUGCGACUUAUAGUCUGGAAAAUGCAUUACUUGUGUCGCUUUGCCAACAAAAAGCAACUCUUAACAUGUGAGGUCGCAGGUCAGCUGCCCAGUGACCUCAGCAAAACAGAAAUGGUGACCUUAAACAUUAGAAUGAGGAGAAGCUGUUCAGUGUUUCCUGCUUCCUGUGAGUUUCAGAGUGGUCGUGGUCUUCAUGCUGUGACAAUGAUGUGCAAAUUCACGUGGUUAUUAUGCUGUGUCCUCAAACGCAUAUUUAGAUCGGGUCUUUGGAAGUGUAUCUGCGUUUCAAACUGCAUUAGCUGUCAUCAAGACAAUCGCCGACAAGCUCAUCAACGUGUGAACUUUUUCGUGACGAGAUAUUGCGGUCAGUUCAUGUCAAGAUGACCUUCACUGCCCAUCAUCUAUCAGGAACACACACACCCUCACACCAACACUGGAGGGGACAAUUUGUUGUUCUUCACUGGCCGGUUCUGGUUGCGUAAACGCACAGUGUUUCCCAUGUAUUCGUGGCGGGCCGCCACAAAUAAAUAGACUUGGCGUGAGGUGUUCACACUCGCUCAUUAGCACGUUAUAACGGGACUCCCUAUGAAUGGCGCUUGUCGUUAUAACUCCGACAGACAAUAGACGGCUUCGUAACUCUGCUUCUUAACACAGAGAAUAAGAAGACGUAGCAGGAGCUCAUUGCCAACUUUUCGCCAUAUUUAACGAGUAUUCAGACUCCGACUCGCGACAAAUCUAGCAAGUUUUUCUGGUCUUAUUGGGCACUUUGGCGACGUUCACACUGCAGGGUAUUAUGCCCAGUUCGGAUUUGUGAUGUUGUCUUUCACAUUACCAAAAAAAAAAUGUGACUUCAGACGCAGAGUGAGCCCUCUUAUCCAGCCUGCGUGGCACAGAACGACGCGCAGCUGAAAAACACGCACAUUCAUGCACAGAGCAAUUUAUCAAGGCUCAUAAUUAUCAACCUUUUUUUUUAUCUUUGAUCUUUUUUUUUAACCUUUUUAAUAGAUUUAUCUAUUCACGUGACGGGCCUAAAAGCACGUAUUGCUCUUCUCAACAAGCAGCAGGUCCUGCCGUGCGACCCCGCCACCCCCAUCUAAAAGCACUCGCCGGUGGCUCCAUCUCGCUUGGGACAUUAAAGACACAACAGAAGAAAGUUCAUUUCCAUUUCUGAAAAUAUUUGUUUUGCUUUUCAUGUGCUUACUCUCACAGCGUCCGAAAUACUGACAUGCACAUGCAUCAUUGCCAAUUAUGCAAAUUUGACAAUUACAUCAUCUAGCCCAGGGGUGUCCAAAGUGCGGCCCGGGGGCCAUUUACAGAAAGCGACUGCUUUUUUUAUUGGCCCUCGGCACAUUCUAAAAAAUACGAUUAAACAAUAACAUUUUUUUAAAAAAAACAACAGCAAAAAUGGAAAAAAAUGCAGUAUUUUUACGCGAGUCAAGACAAAACAUUAAGUGAGUAAAGUCAUGAUGUCAACAGAACAAAAGCGUAAUGUUGAAAUACUGUUGUAAUAAAAAGUUGUAAUAUAAGAAACAAACCAAACAAAGAAAUGAGUUGAAUAAGUCAAAAAUGUACAAGAAAUAUUUGCAAAAAUCAAAAACUGCCAAAAAGUAAUGUAAGGAGAAAGAGUUGACAGUAUUAAUAAUACGCUUUGUCACUGAUUAAUGAAUAACUAUAUUUUAUUUGUGUAAAUAUAUAUAUACGUUAUAUGAAAUAUUUUGUUUGUUUAUGUAAAAGCGCCCCCCGCAUCUUUUCAUUUUUCAGUAUGCGGCCCUCCGUGGAAAUAGUUUGGACACCCCCGGUUCAGCCCCACUGUGCCACACGUAGAUUACAGUCCCGUGGGAAACACUGACGUGACAGCAGACUGUUCCCAACCGGCGUUCCAAGCAGUGCGUUACACGCGAUGACGCAUGUGCAUUCAUUGGCAGCGACGGCGAAAGGAGCGUUAAAGGAGGUGUAACGCCAUGCCUGGCCUGUUCUCUUACAAAGACCAUCAACAAUGAAGCUAAUGUACAUAAAUAGGUAUUUUGUAUGGCAGUGUUGUGUAAAAGAUACUGUGCGUGUACAUAGAAAAGUGGUGAAAUGUUGUUGAUCUAUCGGGGGUGUCGGACGUGUGGGCACAGAGGGCGUUUAUUGAUCAAAGUGCAAAACCUGCUCCGGUGUUCGGGGCUUGUUUGCCUCAGAGAAAAUCUCAUGCCAGAUUGUUGUUGUUCUUGCUUGAAUGUAUUGUCGAGCAACUGUUGCACAAAUCUCUCUGAACUUCUCCACCCCCCCGCCACCAUUAUUUUGUGUCUUCUUUUGCUUUGCUGACUUGUUUCCGGGGAGGCUCUGUGUGCCUUAGCUGACUUUUAGAACCUUCUCUGCCCAUUAUAACACAAUCUUGUCUUAUUUGUUGACCUGAUGUGAAGAAUAUCACAAGACCGCAACACCAAAAAGAUGUCUGCUGUUGUUGUACAUAUCAUCAGGCCUUCUGUUCUUAUCUGCUUUUAUUUGCGUGCCCUCUGGGAGAUUUGUUUUGUUGACCGUGACUGGCUUGUCUUACUUUUCUCUGACUGCUUUUUGAAAUAAAAUUCUGUGGGGAAACUGCUCAAAUGGAUUCUGUGGUAAAGGCACUGAUAAAAGUGAUAAAAAUCCAACAAAUGUUCUUAGAGUUAGGAUGAAACAUCGUCAGAACUACAGCAGGGGCGGACAGAGGAUUUAUUCCGACGUUUGCCAUAACAAUAUCGAUUUUAAUCAUACUGAGGGGUCAGUGCAAAAAUAGAGAAUUUUUCACAAAUUGGUGUUGCCGGAACGUAACUCCAGUGAAAAGGUUGAUUUACGGUAUAUGAAGCAAUGUCUAGUCCUGCUCCCAUCAGGGUUUUAUGCUGCCAGUUCCUGUACCGAUCUUCGUCCGAUACCGAUCACAUACAUUUUUCAAUUUAUUUGUGAAGAGUGCCAGGGGUGCUGUGUAGGACAUGUCCAAGGUCCCCUGACUGCCAAGAGGUCCAAAAAAUAUGUAAUUAUUAAAAAAUAAAGGGGAGUGCGACUGCAAGCUAAUGGGUGUCACUUUUAGAGCAGUUUUAAGCCACAAAAAUGGCCACAAGGUGGCAGAAGUGCACAGUUAAGUAGUUAACUAUAUUAAUCAGGUCCUCAUCACAAAAAUGUGUAAUG
Dunckerocampus dactyliophorus (ringed pipefish) is the source of this 8747-nucleotide messenger RNA. It is a transcript of the gene xylt1, whose product is annotated as xylosyltransferase I. Gene Ontology annotation, cellular component: membrane. The transcript is spliced from 11 exons. Gene Ontology annotation, biological process: heparan sulfate proteoglycan biosynthetic process; chondroitin sulfate proteoglycan biosynthetic process. Lineage: Eukaryota; Metazoa; Chordata; Actinopteri; Syngnathiformes; Syngnathidae. Gene Ontology annotation, molecular function: protein xylosyltransferase activity. Bases 55 to 2892 code for a protein of 945 amino acids. The record is from RefSeq and is a predicted model, not a curated record.